This is a messenger RNA of Alligator mississippiensis (American alligator), 3696 nucleotides long. Its product is annotated as complement receptor type 1-like. The record is from RefSeq and is a predicted model, not a curated record. The transcript has 20 exons. Lineage: Eukaryota; Metazoa; Chordata; Crocodylia; Alligatoridae. Bases 89 to 2506 code for a protein of 805 amino acids.
GCUGCGCGCCGGAGCCCGGGCAGACAGCGCAGGGCUCCCGCAAGAGGCUUCGCCGCUUCCCCGGCCGGCGCGCGCGGAGCCCGGAGCGAUGUCCCGCGCAGCCCCCGCGCUCCUGGCGCUGCUGCUGCCGCUGCUGCCCGCAGCUCGCGAAAUCCCUUGUUUGCCACCCCCUGAAGUCACCAAUGGAGCCCAUUCUGGUGAGGGGGAAGCCUAUGUCGUCGGAUCUUCAGUGACUUACACUUGCAAGAGUGGUUUCAGUCUGGUUGGAGAGGCCUCCAUUCACUGUACCACAGAAGAUAACCUCCACGGUGUCUGGAGCCCUGCCCCUCAGUGUAAAGAGGUGACGUGUCCAGCCCCAGUGGUUCCACAUGGGAAAAAAAGGUUUGGAUCAGUCGCUGUCUAUUCCUAUGGAGACACAACAAUAGUUGAGUGCAAUCCUGGCUACUCCCUGAGGGGAGAUGGUGAUGGUGUGAUUCGAUGCGGAGAGGAUAACACCUGGAAGCCUUCUGUGCCAAUCUGUGACCCAGUCCAAUGUGGGCCUCCGCCAACUAUCAAGGGAGCCAAGCUCAGCCAUUCUGGUCUCUCAGAGAGCUUCCCCAUCGGCACAAAGGUCGGCUACGAAUGCCUGAAGGGUUUUCUUAAAAUCCCGGAUAGGUCAGACUCCAUAGUGUGCCUGCCCAGCCUUGAGUGGUCAAACCUGCUGGAGUUGUGUGGCCGUAGCUGUCCUGCCCCAAGAGGCUUACCAUUUGGUAAACUAUCAGAAGAGGAUGGGAAGAGGAGCUUCUAUGGCGUGGGGACCACUGUCCGUUAUGUCUGUCGCGACGGGUAUGACAGGGUCCCAGGACAGGAUUCAACCAGGACUUGUCUUGAAGAUUUUACAUGGUCAAACCCACCAGAGUUUUGUACCAAGAAAUCCUGUGGAGUUCCUGAAGCACCGGAGCACGGCAGAGUUGCUGAUACAACACGGACCCUGUAUCUUGACACAGUACACAUAGUGUGUGAUGAGGGGUAUCGGUUAUUUGGGAAACACAUCACGUGCAGGCUGAAAGGAAAGGACGUCGCAUGGAGCCAACUCCCUACUUGCGAAGGCAGUUGUGCACCCCCUCCCAGAUUCAGUUUUGCUGAGCUAGUCACAAGUUUGGAUUCCUAUCGCAUUGGGACUGAAGUGACCUAUCGCUGUCGGCCAGGUUUCAUUCGUGUUGGUGGAAAGUCUCCUGUCAUUACUUGUCAAGAUAACUCUACCUGGUCACAACACUCUGAGUUUUGUGUGGCAAAACAGUGCCCAGCUCCAGACAUACCGAAUGGUCGGCCUAUUGUAACUGAUCUCCGGUUGGGUGCGAGAGUCAACUUUACCUGUUCUGCCGGGUACAGAUUAAUUGGCAGCCAUUCUCUCCGAUGUGUGCUCGAUGUCGGAAGCAAUGUUCGUUGGGAUGGCGAGUUUCCCUCCUGUGAAAAAAUCCCUUGUUUGCCACCCCCUGAAGUCGCCAAUGGAGCCCAUUCUGGUGAGGGGGAAGGCUAUGUCUUUGGCUCUUCAGUGACUUAUACAUGCAAGAGUGGUUUCAGUCUGGUUGGAGAGGCCUCCAUUCACUGUACCACAGAAGAUAACCUCCACGGUGUCUGGAGCCCUGCCCCUCAGUGUGAAGAGGUGAAGUGUCCAGUCCCGGUGGUUCCACAUGGGAAAAAAAAGCUUGGAUCAGUCGCUGUCUAUUCCUAUGGAGACACAAUAAUAUUUGAGUGCAAUCCUGGCUGCUUGCUGAGGGGAGGUGGCGAUGGUGUGAUUCGAUGCGCAGAGGAUAACACCUGGAAGCCUUCUGUGCCAAUCUGUGACCCAGUCCAAUGUGGGCCUCUGCCAACUAUCAGGGGAGCCAAGCCAAGCGCUUCUUAUCUCUCUGAGAGCUUCCCGGUUGGCACAAGGCUCACCUACGUAUGCCUGGAAGGUUUUCUUAAAAUCCCGGAUAGGUCAAACACCGUAGAGUGCCUGCCCAGCCUCGAGUGGACAGAGCUGCCAGCGUUGUGUGGCCGUAGCUGUCCUGCCCCAAGAGGCUUACCAUUUGGUAAAGUAUCAGAAGAGGAUGGGAAGAGGAGCUUCUAUGGCGUGGGGACCACUGUCCGUUAUGUCUGUCGUGACGGGUAUGACAGGGUCCCAGGACAGGAUUCAAUCAGGACUUGUCUUGAAGAUUUCACAUGGUCAAACCCACCGGAGUUUUGUACCAGGCCAGGGGAAAACUCAGCAGAAGAUGCUCAACCUAAUUCAGGGAUUGCAUAUAUAAUUGCUUCUGCUGUUCUCGUAGUGCUCUUCCUGUUGGGUUGUGCUCUUUGCAUUGCAGCUGUUUACAAAUGCAAGAAGGGGAAAAAAGGUUCUUAUGAUACAACACCAAGCGCCACGACACAUCAACGUAUAGGAGACUCUGAUUCCUUGAUGAGAAAAACAAGUGACACCUUGGAUGAAAUAUCUGUUGAUGAUUCACAACUAAAAGGAAAGUCGGUGACCUUUGUUUUGACCUGAAACUAGAUUUGAAAAAUACAUCUAUUUCAUGGGAAUGUCUGAUCUGUGGCUGAAUGUCUCCAGAUUAUCUCUGAUUUACCAAUUAGGACACAUAAAAUUGGCGGAAAAUCAUGGAAAAGCUUACUGAAUCUGUCUAGAGAAGUGAGAUCUCUUUAAGGCUACUGCUGGUACUUGCACUAUAAGUUCUUUCCCCCUUAUAAAGGGAUUACAGUACGGCUCCUCUGCAUACAAGAACAGCAGAAAGACAAGACCCAGAUGGCCCCUCUUGCCUUUGAAAACGGGACCUUGGGACAAGUGAGGGGGCGUGCAGCCUCCAAACUGACUUGCUGGUCACAUGUAGGUAGGCACGGUCACAGUGCCAAAUGCUUUUCCCUAGUGAAAUCACUAGCCAGCCAGAUGUGGCGUGAUGUGAACCGAGCUCUGGUUUUAGCUGUAAGGACAUAAUUAGUUUAUUCAGCUGCCCAUUGACAGGUUUCCAUUUUUACGUUCUUUAAAUGCAUUUAAGGACACCAAAGAAACCUGUGUGGAACAUUUUCAAUCCUUGCUCUAUUUUGCUUGAAUGCACACUUCACUCCUCUCUUUUGUUUAUAAUUUUCAAGUUACACUCUUCAGAAACAUUGGCCUUUUGUUUCCUAGCACUGAUUUUUGUCACAAACUUGCUAUUUGGUGUGUCUCCCAAAGGUGAAAAGUAAGAGAAAAGUGUGUAAAUUUACAUGGGAGUCCCAAAGGUUUGAAGAUGAGUAUAACUGAAUUCUAUUUUUUUUGUUCUCUCAGGGAAAGAAAAAAAUGUUCUUAGAAAAUAAAAAACUGGUUUCAUUAUUAACUAUCUUUUCUUUAUAAAAGAUAAGUAAUCCAAUUAGAAGCAGCCUCCAGAAAAAGUGGUACGGUGCCUAAAUUAUUUUUGUAGUUUCCAUAUUCAAAAACAUUUUGCAGAUCUUAAGCUUUUUUUAAGCCAGGAAAUGUCUCUCUGCUGCAUAAAAGGGGGAUUCAUAGUCUGCAUGAGCACUUUCUCAUAUAUAAAGAGAGAGGUAUAAAGAGCAUUUACCCUUUUUUUUUUUAAAUGUCACCUGCGUGGCUUAGCAAGAGGAACACAUCUUUUGAUGUGUGGAGCAAUGGUGACGGAAGGAACGUGUGACCUUUACAUUGUUUUUAUGAAUGUAUUUUUCUUAAAUAAAGAAAUUCUCAAUAAA